AUGUUUUAUAAUUGUUCAUCACCGUGGUUUGGCACGCUUUGUCAAUAUCGAUUCAAUCAUAAUGUAUCUUUAUCAUUCCGCGACAUAAUUGAGAAUACUUUUACAAUUUAUCGGUAUAAUAUUAGUGAUGUCGCUCAUGGAACAUGUUAUCGAUUUUUACCCAAUUGUAACAAAGAACCAUGGCCAAUGUGUCUUGACUGGCGUCAGAUUUGUGACGGACUAUUCGAUUGCGAUAAUGGAGAAGAUGAACAAUGGUGUGAACAAUUAGAAAUAUCUGAAUGUAAUCAAGACGAAUUUCGAUGUCGCUAUGGUGGUCAAUGUAUUCCAUUAGCAUUUAUAAAUGAAAACAGUGGGUCACACGAUUGUCUCGAUACCACUGACGAGAAACUAUCAAUACUGCUUAUAGGUGGAGACACUGACUGUUGGUCAAAUCCAACAUUUAAAUGCCAAGAAGUUAUUAGUCGUUAUUCCACUAUUUUUCAAUGUGGUGACGGUCAAUCUUUGUAUGAACGUCCAAUACCGACUAUUGAGACUUACUGUACCAAUCUUCGAGACAGAGAAUUUACUCGAAUUAUGCUCACAUCAUUGAAUCAUAUCGAAGGCAACAAUUGUCAACAAGCGCUUGACUGCGCACUUCGACUUCGACAAACAUUUGAUCAAAGCACGCUUCAAUCAACUGUCGGCUCUCACGAAUUGAUGAAUAUAGCAUUCUGGUAUAUAAACUGUAAGCCUUUAGAUAGACUAAGCAGUAAUAUACAAUAUUAUUCAACGGGAGAGUACCUCUCAAAUGAAAAUUGUGAACCCUUAUCUAAAUAUUGUACGUCUCCAUGGUUGCUGCUACCUUCUCGUCCGAUUUUUCUUGAUUUUUUUCAAUUUGUUUACUUAACCAAUCGAUCAGUUGAUACGUUCAAAGAUAAUGUUACACCAGAUUUCGUGUGUUUGAGCCCGACAAGAUGUCUCUGGCUGGUCACAUAUGUGACUCCUACAACGACUAUCAAUGGAUUAACAUGCUAUGACCUUUGGAGUCUGACUGGAGAAAAGACAAUGAAACAUUUCUAUGAUGGUGUUCGCCUACUUUCUGCAAUUCGUGACACGUGCUUAAAAAAGAAUAUUGAGAAAUCGUGUGUGAAUUCGUCUUAUUUUCAUUGUAAUCGAUCAAUGAAAUGUAUCUCAAAACAUCGUGUGCGAGAUGGUCGAUUCGAUUGUUAUUAUCAUGAAGAUGAAUUAAUUGAUACUUUUCAAGAGAAACAGUUAGUUUCACAAUGGAAACCGAUAUCUGAUAUCUUUCCAAAAUUGUGUAAUUCUGUCGAUAUCAAUAUCUUUGAUUUUCUUCAAGGCUUAGAAACUGACGAGACAAACUGUGAUUGGUGGCCCUGUGCGACUCCAUACACACGCUGUAACUCGUACUUUGAAUGUGCAGAUGGAAGUGAUGAACUCAAUUGUCCCGACUCAACCUGUUCUUUCGAUGAAUAUGAAUGUCAAAUUGAACCUCAUGGAGAAUCGAUUUGCUUAUCUAGAAAACACCUAUACGACAAAUACAUUGAUUGUAACAAUAGUAGUGCAAGUCGUGAAAUAUACUUUUAUAAUGAGACAUCGAACAUUGCAGAACAAUACCUAUCAUGGCAAAUUGUUAAAUGUAUCAGUUAUAAUGCAAUUUGUGGUGUAAAAUAUGAUUCUAGGACGACAGCAGCAUCAGAAAACAUCUGCAUGGUUGGAAAAAAACUGUUUUCUCUUCCCUUUCCAAGAAACGUAAGAAAAUUGGAGACGAACACCCAUCUGUGUUUUUUCAAAAGAUUCACUGAAAAACCAUCAAUUGCAUAUCUAACAAGCAAGCACUUCGGUUAUUAUCCAGCUCUAUCAAUGAAUGUAUCUCUAGAAACAACUUCGAAAACGAAUCAUAGUCUGCAAAUUACUACUUCAGUAGAUCAAGAUUUGGCAGUGACUUGUGAUCGAAGAUUCCAGUUAUACUGUUUUCGUGGGAUUCUUAUACUUCGAGGAUUAAAUAGAACAAAACAAUGGUUAUGUCCAGCAAAUUAUUUUGGUUCACGAUGUCAAUGGCAAAAUCAACGUAUUAGUUUAACACUUCAAUUUCGGCGAGACUUAAUCAUACCACCUUCUACUAUAUUUCAAAUUAUCAUUAUACUCAUCGACAAGGAUGGAUUUAUUACACCAUAUCAUGAACAGAUUUUUUAUGUACCAAUUCGUGACUGCUUAAAUAAAUAUGACGUGUAUUUACUUUAUCCUGAACGACCAAAAUCUUCAUCGAAUAAUUAUUCCAUUCGAAUUGAUUUAUAUGAAAGAAACGCUCUAGCUUACUGGGGUAGCUGGCAUUUGUCAAUACCAUUCCAGUUUCUACCUGUAAAUCGAAUUGCUGCUCAGUUACAUAUUUCUCGCGAAUCGAACAAACAAAUGACAUGUACUCUUCCGUGCGGAAAACAUGGUCAAUGUAUGCACUAUAUGAAUAAAAACUCGUCAUUUUUCUGUCGUUGUGAUCAAGGAUACUCUGGCAUUUAUUGUAACAUUACCCAUCAAUGUAACUGCGCGAAAGAUGCGAUUUGUCUUAGUCCAUCAAUAUGUGUUUGUCGUCUGUAUAAAUUCGGCUCACGUUGUUACUUGAAACAUCCGAGUUGUCAAUCCUCAGACAAUCCAUGCCAACUCAAUGGACUUUGUGUUCCGUAUGAUGAUCGGAUAAGUUUAACCAGAUUUGAUUGUUUAUGUACAGACGGAUAUAUCAGUGAACGAUGUCAAGAUGGAAAUACACGGAUUGUCAUUCGUUUGAACGAGAUGCUUAAGUAUGAAACUUCAUUUGUCUACAUCGAUACAAUUAAAGCGAAUGAAUAUUCUUUACAUGAUCGAUAUAUUUUAUUGAAAAAGAUUCCUUUUGGUCAAACAAGUUUAGCUUUUCAUGUACCAAUACAGUUCAAUGUCCUUUUUAUUAAAAUACCUCAUUAUCAUUAUUAUUUAGGAGUUCUUCGUGAGACUCAUAUACCUUUGGAAAGCAUUUCUGUAGAAAUUCAAGCGGAAAAUCGUUGUCCUCAUAUAAGAGAACUUCUUAAUGAUACAUUUUUACAAUACGCACCUCUUCGACGAGUGAAGUUUUAUCCAUUGUUAUGCCGAGAACAUCUUCAAAUGAAAUGCUUUUAUGACGAUAGUGAAAGUUUAAUGUGUAUUUGCGAUCUUGAUCGUUUUUCGAGUUGUUUUGCUCUUAACAAAACAGAAAACAAUGAUUGCGAUGGUCGUAGUAUUUGUGAAAAUGGUGGUCAAUGCUUUCAAGAUCGCAAUUUAUGCCCAAAGGACUUCUUUUGUAUCUGUCAAGACUGCUUUUAUGGUCAACGAUGUCAAUAUUCGACUUCAAGUUAUAUGUUUUCAUUUGAUCCCAUACUUGGAUAUCAUAUUCAGCCGAAUGUUUCUGUUCAUAGACAGCCAUUAAUUAUUCAAAUUAGUCUCGCGAUCGUAACGAUUAUGUGUAUCAUUGGGAUUAGUAACGGAUGCUUAUCAAUGAUAACAUUUGGGCGAGAAAAACCAAGACAAAUAGGAACUGGUAAUUAUCUUUUGGUUUCAUCGAUUGGGUCAAUAAUGAUGGUCACUGUUCUAAUAUAUAAGUUUUGGUUUUUGAUUGUCUCUCAAAUUUCAAGAGGAAACGAUCGAACGACUCUUCGUAUUCAUUGUAUCUUACUCGAUUUUCUGCUAAAAGUUUUCUUGGCAAUGAACGAAUGGCUAAAUGCUUGUGUCGCAAUUGAACGAGCAAUCAGUGUGAAACUGAGUAGUAGUUUCAACAAAACAAAGAGUAAAACAAUGUCGAAAUGGGUAUUGAUAGGCGUAUUUAUACUGAUUGUUUCAACACAUAUUCAUGAUCCUGUUCAUCGUGAUUUAGCUGACGACACGGAUAUUGAUCAGCUAAGAACUUGGUGUUUAGCCCAGUAUUCAAAUUCGAUGACUAUUUAUAACUCAUUCAUAACAAUAUUUCAUGUUUUAAUGCCGUUUGGAAUUAAUAUUCUUUCCGCUAUUUGGUUAAUUAUAAGCUUAGCUCGAAGUCGAGCAGCUGUUCAACACGAUCAAUCCUAUAGACAACAUAUCAAAGCUCAAUUUGAUCAACAUCGACAUAUAUUAAUCGCACCAUGCUUAUUAAUUAUAUUAAGUUUACCGAGAGUAGUUAUCUCGUUUCUAAGUGGAUGCAUGAGAUCAGCACGUCGACCAUGGAUACAUCUUAUAGGAUAUUUUCUGUCAUUUGUUCCGUCGAUGUUAACAUUCAUCGUUUUUAUACUACCAUCGAAAUUUUACAUAGAUGAAUUUCACGCAGCAUUGAGAGAUAUCAAGAAGAAACUGCAUAAAAUAUGUCAACGAGCUUAA
Molecule: messenger RNA, 4350 nt
Organism: Adineta ricciae
Lineage: Eukaryota; Metazoa; Rotifera; Eurotatoria; Adinetida; Adinetidae
Source: the annotation of a GenBank genome assembly